Messenger RNA from Stylophora pistillata, 1663 nucleotides. RefSeq names its product elongation factor 1-alpha. Gene Ontology annotation, molecular function: translation elongation factor activity; GTPase activity; GTP binding. The record is from RefSeq and is a predicted model, not a curated record. Gene Ontology annotation, biological process: translational elongation. Lineage: Eukaryota; Metazoa; Cnidaria; Anthozoa; Scleractinia; Pocilloporidae.
CUCCCUUUACCCAAUACCGGCCUCUUUAAUCGUGGUUCUCAGAGAGGCGAAGAUCAUCUCGUCUAAAAGUAGCAAACCCAAGGCUUACAAUGGGAAAGGAAAAGACUCACAUCAACAUCGUCGUCAUCGGUCACGUAGAUUCUGGAAAAUCUACUACCACUGGCCAUUUGAUCUACAAAUGCGGUGGAAUCGAUAAACGAACCAUCGAAAAAUUCGAAAAGGAAGCCAAUGAGAUGGGAAAAGGCUCCUUCAAGUAUGCUUGGGUGUUAGACAAGCUCAAGGCUGAAAGAGAACGCGGUAUCACCAUUGACAUUGCUCUCUGGAAAUUUGAAACUGAGAAGUAUUAUGUCACCGUCAUUGAUGCCCCUGGUCAUCGUGACUUUAUCAAGAACAUGAUUACUGGUACUUCACAGGCUGAUUGUGCUGUAUUGAUUGUUGCUGCUGGCACUGGUGAGUUUGAGGCUGGUAUUUCGAAGAAUGGCCAAACCCGUGAGCAUGCCCUGUUGGCAUACACUUUAGGAGUAAAGCAGCUAAUUGUUGCUGUAAACAAGAUGGACUCCACUGACCCCAAGUACAGUGAGGCACGUUUUGGUGAAAUUCAAAAGGAAGUCAGUGGCUAUGUCAAGAAAGUUGGCUAUAAUCCCAAAGCUGUGGCAUUUGUUCCUAUUUCUGGUUUCCAUGGUGACAACAUGAUUGAACCAAGUAGUAAUAUGAGCUGGUUCAAGGGAUGGUCAGUUGAGAGGAAAGAUGGAAAUGCCAGUGGAAAAACCCUCUUUAAUGCCCUGGACUCGAUUUUGCCACCAGAGCGCCCCGUUAAGAAAGCUUUACGUCUGCCAUUGCAGGAUGUUUACAAGAUUGGAGGUAUUGGAACAGUGCCAGUUGGCAGAGUGGAAACUGGUGUCCUGAAGCCAGGCGUGGUAGUGACAUUUGCUCCUGUUAACAUAAGUACUGAAGUUAAGUCUGUGGAAAUGCAUCAUGAAUCUCUGGCAGAAGCUCUCCCUGGUGACAAUGUUGGCUUCAAUGUGAAGAAUGUGUCUGUUAAGGAAAUAAAACGUGGAUAUGUUGCUGGUGAUAGCAAAAAUGAUUGCCCGAAGCAGGCUGCUAGCUUUAAUGCCCAGGUUAUUGUCCUAAACCACCCAGGAGAAAUCCAUGCAGGCUACAGUCCAGUGCUGGAUUGCCAUACUGCCCAUAUUGCUUGCAAGUUUGCAGAACUUCUCGAGAAGAUUGAUCGUCGUACUGGCAAAAAGUUGGAAGACAACCCCAAAAUGAUCAAGUCAGGAGAUGCCUCUAUAGUCAAGAUGGUGCCAUCCAAGCCAAUGUGUGUGGAAAAAUUCUCAGAGUAUGCUCCGCUUGGACGCUUUGCUGUACGUGACAUGAAGCAGACAGUAGCUGUGGGCGUCAUCAAGGAGGUGGACAAAGCUGAGGCGUCCGGUGGCAAGGUUACAAAGGCAGCCCAGAAAGCCGGCAAGAAAAAAUGAAAUUCACUACACCAUCUUAAUUAUAAAAGACUUCUCCGCUUGCAAGUCAAUCACGCUGUAGUAGUCGAAUGGCUUCUUUCCUAUCUAUUUCAUCGCAAGUCUGUGCGAAGGCGGAGACUGUUUUUAAAAUGUGAAGGUUUAACUUUUACUUGCUAGGAAUAAAAUCAAUAAAACGUUCUGUUGUA